Hemicordylus capensis (graceful crag lizard) is the source of this 2522-nucleotide messenger RNA. RefSeq names its product adipogenesis regulatory factor-like. The coding region runs from base 77 to 307 and encodes 76 amino acids. The record is from RefSeq and is a predicted model, not a curated record. The transcript is spliced from 3 exons. Lineage: Eukaryota; Metazoa; Chordata; Lepidosauria; Squamata; Cordylidae. Gene Ontology annotation, biological process: positive regulation of fat cell differentiation. Gene Ontology annotation, cellular component: nucleus.
CCCAGCAGAAUGUUCAGAAGGCAGCUGUGGGCUUGAUUCUGGAAAGAACUGAAACUGAACAGUGCUGGGAGUAGCUAUGUCUGGCAAGGGUUUUAAGGGCCUUGGACAACAUGCACAGGGUACAGUGCAGGAUGCUGCCAACUCCCUGGGACAGGCCGCGCAGCAAGCUAUGAACCAGACUACAGAAGCGGGUCAGAAAGUUGUGGACCAGGCAUGCAAGCUGGCUCAAGAUGGUAUUGACAAAGCAACUGGACAAGCGGCAAAUACUGUCUCUGACUUAGAGAAAAAACUGGGACUUAAGAAAUGAUGGCAGCAUUGGUAUUUAAAGCAGAGAAAGAAUUGCAGGCAUCCUAAGAUCCAUGCUUUCCUCUUCAGUUUUGUAAUGAUGAUCCUCUUUAUAGAAAACAUGAAUGAUGUUCUUUUUCUGUUUUCAUUGUAUAAAUUUGCAUGCUGGGGGGAAAUUGUUUUGUAACCUUCAGAAGAAAAACUAUCCAAGAGACAGACAACUGUAUUCUGCAGUUCCGACAUACAUAGUUUUGAUUUAUUUCAGACCCAUUGUCUCUUCUAUAAUAAUGGCAACAACCCGCAUGGCUCUUCCCCAAGGCAAGAUAUAUUGCCACCAGCCCAACCUUGUUCCUAAUUCUUUAUGUACAAACAAGAUGUCACAUGACCUUCACUACAUCGAGGAUCACUGGAGCAUCUUACAAAGGAUACUGUGUAGUUGUGCUACGCUUUGUCAAGUUACACAAAAAGUCCCUACAUCACUAAAUUAGGGGUCAGUGCUUGGUAACUGCCGAACCCAGAGGGGAAAGGCUGUGGAAAUAAGGCUGGUGACAACGGGGCUGGACAGCAGGCCCUUUGUGCCGGAGGGUGGCUUGGUUCUACCACCCCCUUCCCUUGUUAAAGUGGUUCGCGGAGCAGGGGGGUGGGACUAGAAUUUGGCCUGGGAAGGAAGGGCUUAUUUUCCUGAUUUAUUCAAAUUGGUGUUCUUUUUCCCAGUAUUUACUCUGGCUCCAAAAGUGGAGCUCCAUGUCUUGGAAUUUUCCCCCUACCAAAAUUAUGGACUGGUUUGCUGAGUGGCUCAGGUGUACAAGAUGGUGAUGCUACACCACAUGGUGUUAGCACUUCACCUAGGGAUCAUUCAUAAACUGAUGCUAUGCUUGUAGUAAAAUAACUAAUACAGAGUGGUCACCCUGAGGUUCUCCAGCUAUGGUUGGACUACAAACCCCAUCAUCCACAGCCACAAUUUUUAUUGCAGCCGGGAAAGAUAGGAGGAGUUGUCCAGCUACAGCUUGGAAGCCUCAGGUUGGCCCUUCCUGAACUAAUGCAACCAAUAGCAUUUGCUGCUUUGCUUAGUUUGCCUUCCUGAGAUCAAGACAACCGUAUGGUGCACUGCUAACCUGCACUGUUUGUGUGCAUUUAAACACACACUUUAUUUCACCAUUAAACUGGGAGGGUUUUUCAUGUAAUGUUUAAUAGAUGGACUCUAUUCUUGUUCUGUAAUUGAAAGUCAGACCAAUCUUAUUUCCCCAGGGUGUGUCCCAGUUCUUGGAAUGACUCCUGACUGGCCACUUGUACCACUGUGGAGCAAGAAGUAUGCAGGGUGGCAAUAUAACGCUGGAUUGUUCAUUCUCCAACCAAACAAGAGCAACCAAUUGACAAACCACUUUGUCAUUUCUGUAAUUAAGCAUCCAGGGGCGUAGGGAGCUUGGCGGGGGCCGGGGGACAAAGCCCCCCCCCAGUGUUCCAAAGCAAAUGCAUGCCUUAAGCCACACCCCUCUUGUGUCUGAUGUCAGUCGCAGGGGAGGGGCCAAUGCCCGGGGAAAAAUCCCUCCCUCCUCAGCCAGCGUUUCAUUGAAAUGCUGCCUGGAGAGGACGGGGGUGUGCCUCGUGCUGCCGGCCAGUGAGCACUUUGCUCACCAGCUGGGUGUGGGAGGGAGCAAGGGGUGCCCAGGCUAAGGGUGAGGGGGAUCCUUUGGGGUCCCCCAGACCCUUGGGACUGGGGGACAAUUGUCCCCCCUUGCUCAAUGAUUGCUACACCCGUCAGCAUCACUAAAGCACAAAUAACUAUUGCUGUCUUUGCUCAAUUUUUGGGAUAUUAACAAUUAUUCUGCACAUUGUCAACUUGCACUAUCUGUGUAUGCAGUUUCUAUACACUUAAUUAAACCUGGGGGCUUUGGAGUAGGUUUUUUGACAUACUGGUGUCUGUUUGUUUUUUGCUAAAAGAUAAAGUCUAACUGAAGAUUUAUUUUAGCUCUGGAGGGGAUGUAAUGUUAUUGUAGUUAGAAUGGUUCCCAACUAGUUAACAACACUCCAGAGUUUAUUAAGAAAUGUGCAGGCUGGCAGUGUAAUACUGCAUUAUUAGCUCUCCUCCAAGCAAACUGGAUCGACCAACAGAAGACCAUAGUAAUGCCUGUAAUUCACCAUAGUUAAUGUGCAAAUAUUAUUUGCUACCUUAGCUCACAAGACUUUGCUUUUGUUGAUUUAAGUAUUGCAAAAUAAAAGGUGCAUGAUAAACUUCA